AUGGGGGUCCCUCGGCCCUGGGGGCUCGGCGUGCUGCUGCUGCUCCUGCCCGGGACGCGGGGCGCAGACAGUCGCCUCGCCCUCCUGUACCACCUCACUGCUGUGUCGGCCCCUGCUCCGGGGACUCCUGCCUUCUGGGCCACGGGCUGGCUGGGCCCACAGCAGUACCUGCGCUACAGCAACGUGCGGUCCGAGGCUGAACCGUGUGGGGCGUGGAUCUGGGAAGACCAGGUGUCCUGGUAUUGGGAGAAGGAGACCACCGACCUGCGGAGCAAGGAGAAGCUCUUCCUGGAAGCUCUCGGCGUCCUGGGGAGAGAUGAGCCCCUGACCCUUCAGGGACUGCUUGGCUGUGAGCUGGGCCCAGACAACGUCUCAAUACCCACGGCCAAGUUUGCCCUGAAUGGCGAGGAGUUCAUGACCUUCCUCCCCAAGCCGGGGGAGUGGAGUGGGGAGUGGCCUGAGGUGGCAGCCAUCAAGAACCUGUGGAUGAAGGAGGACGAGGUGGUCAACAAGGAGAGAGCCUUCCUGCUCAGCUCCUGUCCCCAGCGGCUGCUGGGCCACCUGGAGAGAGGCCGCGGGAACCUCGAAUGGAAGGAGCCGCCCUCCAUGCGCCUGAAGGCGCGACCCAGCAGCCCUGGCUUCUCCGAGCUGACCUGCAGCGCCUUCUCCUUCUACCCGCCGGAGCUGCAGCUGCGCUUCCUGCGCAACGGGCUGGCCGUCGGCUCCGGGGAGGGCGACUACGGCCCGAACGGCGAUGGCUCCUUCCACGCCUGGUCAUCACUACAAGUCAAAAGCGGCGAGGAGCACCACUACCGCUGCGUCGUGCAGCACGCGGGGCUACAGCAGCCCCUCACGGUCGAGCUGGAGUCAUCAGCCAGGUCUGCAGUGCCUGUGGUUGGGAUCGUGGUCGGCAUCGUGCUGCUCAUCGCGGCAGCGACGGGAGGAGCUCUGCUGUGGAGGAGGAGGGGGGGGCUGCCAGUCCCUUGGAUCUCCUUCCGGGGCGACGAUGUCGGUGCCCUCUUGUGCAGUCCUGGCCUGCCCCAGGAGGCCGACUCUCAGGAUACAAACUCAUUGACGGGCACUGCCUGA
Orycteropus afer afer is the source of this 1089-nucleotide messenger RNA. It is a transcript of the gene FCGRT, whose product is annotated as Fc fragment of IgG receptor and transporter. The record is from RefSeq and is a predicted model, not a curated record. Gene Ontology annotation, cellular component: external side of plasma membrane. Lineage: Eukaryota; Metazoa; Chordata; Mammalia; Tubulidentata; Orycteropodidae. Bases 1 to 1089 code for a protein of 362 amino acids. Gene Ontology annotation, molecular function: beta-2-microglobulin binding. Gene Ontology annotation, biological process: immune response. The transcript is spliced from 6 exons.